AAGAAAGGCCUCUCGAAGCAGUACGAACCCUCGACCGGUACUUUCGAAGGUUUGGACGUUUUUGAAAAUAACAUCAAGCCUGCUUAUAGAAAAGCUGUGAUGAAAGUUCGACCAAUCUGUCAGACGGCCUGUCAACGUUUUAACAGUGAGAGAUUGGUCGAAGAUGUGGAAGAUGAAGGAGUGAACAAUAGAGAGAGCGUGAUUCCUCCACGAAGCACCAAAGAGAACGAAGACCCGGCAGAGCACGAAGAUUGCGUGCAAGAUAAUCCUGGCCAUUCCAAAGAUAGAAAUACAUUGAAGAAAGUCGGGUCGUUCUUUAAGAGCAUGUGGAAACCCGUUAAGAGAUCCGUGAAGAUGUGUAAAAUGGCCAGAAGUGAAGAAUGCGAGUACGUUAGGUUCGAGUAAGGAUCUCUUUGCUUCCAUAUGUCAAAUUCGACAAUAAGAUCUGCUCUGUGAUUUGCUGGAUCUAGGCCGAGUUGGCUAAUUGUAAGUGUGUAUGUAUGGCAACUUUAUUGUAUUCUACACCAAACACUUGGGAGAUUUUACGGUCUGGGUUUAUAAAUUGACACAAUAUCUAACCGCGAUUUCAUAAUAAUCCGCAAUUAAUGGCCGGACAACAGAAAAAAUGGAAACAUUUAUGUACAGUAUUAGCGUGGAAAUGUAUUACAGUAUAUUUUGAUGCGAUCGAUUUCGAUGCGAUUACAGAAAAGUCACGUUUUUAGGGUAUCGGGCAUAUUCCUGUCCAGGUACUCACAAUAAUACCUCCUGGGUAUAAGUUGCUGGUCUCUUGACACAGCGAAAGCAAUGGUAUAAAUGAACGUAGAAAUUAAAUUAUCCAGUAAUCUUACGUGAUUACGCGGACGGGAACAUGUUAAAAUAAUAGAAUCGACAAUGACAUAUUUGAUACAUACAUGACACGUGGCAGUAUGCAAUUAAUUGCGGUAAGCAAUAUCAUUUGGCACGUAACUUUAUUUCCAUUUUAAAAGGAAAUAAUAUUCUUAAUUUUGUUUUCAUUUAAAAAUAUUCAAAAAAUAACAAAAAGAAAUGAUAAAGUUUAAAAAUUAAUAAAUAAAAUCUAAAAAGCUCCUAAAAAUUGCAAAAAUAAUUUUCAAUUUAUAAGUAAAAAUUAAAAUAUUGGUUUUUCAUUCACUUUUAGAUAUGGUUUUUUCUGCAAACCAUCGAUGACUUCUCCUGAUUUUGACAUCCCGAUUGCGUCAAUGCCAAGUUCGAUUAUGACUUCCCAAUUUUGACUUUAUCCCGGCUGUGUCUCCUUAUUAUUGUCUUUUAGUCAAUUAUCAUUUACCCGAAUUGGUCUACACGAAUUUGGACUCUCGAUUUAUGUCUACUUCACGAAUCUGGACUCUCCCGAAUUACGUCUACCCCGAAUUUGACUCCUCAAUUGUGCCUGUACUCGAAUUGGACUCUCCCGAAUUAUGUCAACCCCGGAUUUGACUCAUGAAUGGUGUCUGCACUCGAAUAUGGACUCUCCCGAAUUACGUCUAUCUCGAAUUUGACUUCAGAAUCCUGUCUAUAUUGGAAUUUGGACUCUUCCGGCUUGUGUCUGUGCUCAAAUUUGACUCCCAAUUUUUGUCAUCCCUGGAACUUGGACUCUCCGGAAUUGUGUUUUAAUUUGUUAUUGGAACGACACGCUCAACAAAUUGAUAUUUGUUAUUCAGACACUAGUAAAAGGAUUAAUUGCAAAACAAAUUUUUUAUACAUAAAACGUUUGAUAAAUUAAUUGAUUAUUAAUAUAUUAAUUAAUAAUUUUAAUCUCAAUUAUAAAUUGUUGUAUAUUUAUAUUUGUAAAACAUUAAUAGUAAUUGUUACGGCCUAAUUAAGGCAUCCAAGCGAUAGUCGAGAGCUCUCGCACACAUUAAAAUAUGUGUUUGGACCUAUAUAAAUGUUAUUAAAAGUCUGUUUAAAAAUGCCUCGAUAAAGAAUAAAACUUAUGUAAUUUGUAAAAACAUAAUGUUUGCAAAAAUAAAACAGUUUCUGCAGAUCUAAUCUUUUUCUGUUCUUUUGUAAGCGCAUUCCUUUUAAGAAAGGAUGAUUUUAGAGAAACAGUUAAAGUGGCAAAGGCACACAUGCCACUCCGAGGGUUUUAUUUAUUUAUUUUUUUACUCGGUUUUCUGGGCACUAAGAGGGCCUCUUUAUUUACAAAGCCUGUUACGGGUUCGGCCAGGCCACGUGAGGCAUUGAUCAAUGACGACCCAUAAAUACUUGAGGUUCGGGGGUGUUCCUAAUACUGUUAUUGUGAACCAGCAGAUGAGCCCAGCGUUGCUCGGGAAAAAAGUAACGGUAGCAAAGAUUAAGGUUAUUAGAUUAUAGCCGAUCUUACCUGUUUUCACAGAGUGCAACAAUUAGGUUUCGAUACUAAGUGUAUAAAAUUUUUAGCUAUCUGCUUACCUCACUGGGAUAACGAUAAUUAAGGUUGACAGCCUUAA
Molecule: messenger RNA, 2444 nt
Organism: Centruroides sculpturatus (bark scorpion)
Lineage: Eukaryota; Metazoa; Arthropoda; Arachnida; Scorpiones; Buthidae
Exons: 3
Coding region: 100-405 (101 amino acids)
Source: RefSeq, a predicted model, not a curated record